Amphibalanus amphitrite is the source of this 2638-nucleotide messenger RNA. RefSeq names its product isoleucine--tRNA ligase, mitochondrial-like (gene IleRS-m). Gene Ontology annotation, molecular function: aminoacyl-tRNA deacylase activity; tRNA binding; isoleucine-tRNA ligase activity. Lineage: Eukaryota; Metazoa; Arthropoda; Thecostraca; Balanomorpha; Balanidae. The transcript has 16 exons. Gene Ontology annotation, cellular component: cytosol. Gene Ontology annotation, biological process: isoleucyl-tRNA aminoacylation. The record is from RefSeq and is a predicted model, not a curated record. The annotation marks the transcript as partial.
UGUCCUUGAGCAUUCGUUUCAAAACAUUCUGCCUUUUGUGUGUGUGGGUCACGUGUAUUUUUGCCUUGUUGUGAUUAAAUAAGUCAGAUUUAUGAGCUGAAGAAAAUGAUUUUGAAAACUGUAAAAUUUCGUGUCCACACUCAUCUGAAAAACAACAGCUGUUUGUCCUCUCUACUGCCAUCGAUCCGGGAGAAGAGCACUCGUCCGCCAAAACAAGACACAAAAUCUAAUGCAGAAAAUCAUGCUGCAAACAAGUCAUGGUCGUCAACUGUCAAUGUCCCACAAACAAAGUUUUGGCUUAGGCCAAAAGAUCGAGAACGCAUUGAAAUGGAACACAUGCUGCAAAGGAGCCGAGGUUUCAAGGAGCUAUACCAGUGGCAGCGGCAGCAAUCCUGGGCGCAGGAGUUUAUCCUGCAGGAUGGACCACCAUAUGCCAACGGGAAGGCGCAUAUUGGCCAUGCAGUCAACAAGAUCUUGAAGGACAUCAUCUUGCGGUACAAGGUGCAGCGUCGGGUGCGUGUGCGCUAUCGGCCCGGCUGGGACUGUCACGGUCUCCCCAUUGAGCUGAAGGCUCUGGGCCACACCACAGAGGAUCACACCAAGCUGGACCCACUCGCAAUCAGAGAGACAGCGUCCCGGUUCGCCUCUGAGGCGGUGUCGCUGCAGCGGACGGCGUUCGAGCGCUGGGGUCUGCUCGCCGACUGGAGCCAGUGCUACCUGACAUCUACACCGCAGUAUGUGAGCCGACAGCUGCGUCUGUUCCAGCGCCUGUACAGCCGCGGGCUGGUGUACAGGGGAUUGAAGCCCGUCCACUGGUCGCCCUCAUCCAGGACGGCGCUGGCCGAGGCAGAGCUCGAGUACAACACCCAGCACGUGAGCCGGUCAACCCACGUCCGUCUGCGUCUGGAGCGACAUACUCUGGAUACUGCUGAGCCAGCCUACCUGCUGGUUUGGACCACCACCCCGUGGACACUGCCGGCCAACCAGGCCGUCUGCUAUGGGGAACAUGUGCAGUACGUGGCUGCCCAGAUUGCCGGCCUGUCUGGGCUGUACGUGCUCUCUGCGGCAGCACUGGAGCCGCUGUCUCAGACCCUGGGAAGGAGCGUGACCGCUGUUCGAGAGGUGACCGGUGAUGAGCUGCGCCAGUGGCAGUACCGUCGGCCGGCCGUGGGACGAGAUGGAGAGGACCAGGUCCUGCCACUGCUACCGGCUGAUCACGUCACCGUUACCAAGGGGACCGGUCUGGUGCACACGGCACCCGCCCACGGUCCGGAGGACUUCCAGGUGGCGCUCAAACAUAAACUGUCUCUGGAGGUACUGGUGGAUGAGGACGGGUGUUAUACUCAGGAGGCAGGACCAGAGCUCCACCGGCGGCCCGUGCUAACAGAGGGUGACCAGAGAGUACUGGGGUUGCUAGGUGACGAUGUGGUGCACGUGGAGGACCUGGUACACAGUUACCCGUACGACUGGCGAACCAAACAGCCUGUACUACUUCUGGCCAGUCGACAGUGGUUUAUCGAUACGGAGAGGAUCAAACAACGAGCGUUGGAAUGUCUUUCCGAGGUGACUAUUCUCCCGGAGUCAAUCCAGUCCAAUAUGGCUGACCAGCUGCGUCGCCGACCCUACUGGUGUAUCUCCCGUCAGCGCGUCUGGGGCGUACCGGUCCCGGCCUUCUACGAUAGGGACACCGACGAGCCCAUUGUCAAUGAUGCGAUCAUCACCCAUCUGAGUGAUCUGGUGUCCGCUCACGGAGCUGACGUCUGGUGGGAACGACCCGAGGAGGAGCUGCUGCCACCGGAGAUGGUCCGCCAGUACCGCGACGCGGGCCGGCAGCUGCCCCGGAAAGGAACGGACAUUCUGGACAUCUGGUUCGACUCGGGUGCGGCCUGGUGGUCCUCCGACCCGGACUGUGAGCCCGAGCGGGCGCCGCGGGCCGACCUGUACCUGGAGGGAGUGGAUCAGUUCACCGGCUGGUUUCAGAGCUCGCUGCUCACCUCGGUGGCCGUGGCCGACCGGGCGCCGUACAGGAGUAUCUUCGUGCACGGCUUUGUGAUGGAUGAGCACGGCCGAAAGAUGUCCAAGUCCCUGGGUAACGUGGUGGACCCGACGGACGUCAUUUUAGGCAGCCAGAGCGAACCCAAGAGGACCGCUUACGGCGCAGACUGCCUCAGGCUGUGGGUGGCCGGACAUGCCACCAACAACACACAUAUCACCGUGGGCGAGUCGGUGCUAACCAGCACGGCCGAGCGGCUGCACAAGAUUCGCAACACGUGCCGCUUUCUACUGGGGGUGCUGAGCCGACACGACGCCGCGCGACCCGUGCCGCCCGAACAGAUGGAGUGGGUGGAUAGGAACAUGCUGCAUCGACUGGCGGAGUACACGGACCAGUGUGCUGAGGCGUAUGACAAGUAUCAGUUCAACCGUGUGUUGGCACUGCUUACGGCGCUAGUUACCAACGAGAUCUCCGGCUUGUAUAUCCACAUGACUCGACACAGGCUAUACUGCGGUGACCUGAGCAGCGUGGCCGGCCGGUCGGUGCUGACCACCAUGCACCACGUGCUAUCAGUGGUGCGACAGACGAUGGCACCCAUCCUGCCGCAUCUGGCAGAGGAGCUGGUCCUACAUGGGCACGACGGAG